Messenger RNA from Triticum turgidum subsp. durum (durum wheat), 348 nucleotides. NCBI's taxonomy places the organism in Eukaryota, Viridiplantae, Streptophyta, Magnoliopsida, Poales, Poaceae. The record is from the annotation of a GenBank genome assembly.
AUGGCGACCAAGUGCCCUCCAGAGUACACCUGCACCAAGUACAUCAACCAGGGCCCAUGUGACGCCGCCAAGUGCAUGAUGGACUGUGUGAGCUCGUACAAGGGCGCAGGGGAAGGCCAGUGCUUCCCUCAAGGAUGUAGGUUAUAUUUAGGGGGCAACUACGCAGUGUGCGCUUACUUUUUUCUUUACGGAGUGCCAUGUCCCGACAACCCACCUCCUUCCAUAAAUAGAAAGACCCAGAGUAUGUGGUUCUCACUGGAUCGUUUAGCUGGUGUUGAGCAGUCUUUUCUGCCAUGGCAUGAAAUCCCCAAAUCCAAAUGCUACCUUUCACUCCACCUUUUGCCUUAA